GCAUAAAUGAAUAUGUUUUGGUGUGAGGACGCAUUUUUAACUACAGCGGGGCUUUUUCCUCCAGCUCGCAUCCUCACACGCGCACGAAAAAAAAAAGACAGUGGUCACAUGGCGCAGCAGGAACGGGCGGUGGGUGUGUCCAAUCGUGUGCGCUUUCAUUCAUAACUACACUCUAUUUGAAGCCCAAAUUGAAGUAUGCAGACGGGGAAGGCUGCCUGCGGACCGCCUCAAACCGACUCCACCACCGGGCGCGCGCGGAGCCCUGGGGCAGCCCUGCUUGGAAUGUCUUCAGUGACCAGAGGAGGAUGCUGCUGGUGCUGAUGCUGAUGCUGAGCGCCGCCGGCUGCAGCGCAUCGCUGUAGUCACUCCGCUCAAAGCGGGGGGAAGCACAUCCAGCACACACCGAGAACUACCGCGCGCAUCUGGUGCACUUCAUCAUCGUCAUCCUCUCACACGUCAGGGUGACAUGCUGUAAUCCCCCUGCCCCGCUCCUUUUAACAAGGGCUCACUCACACUGACCUGGACCAUGAGCAAUGAUCUUCCAGUCCUGACAAGUCUGACGGAGAGCUCCACUGACGUGCCUGUGUCGGCUGGUCAGGUGGAGAACUACGUUCUGCUGCUGGUGCUCCUGAGUGUGUUUGCAGGCGGGACGCUGGUGCUGCUCUCCCUGCUGCUCCUCUUCUGCCACCGCUGCUGUUUGGGCGGGCGCCGGUACUCCAGGGCGAGCGAUGACCUGGAGAAGACAAACACCACCUAUGCUGAGGAUUCUCAGCCCACUCAAGAAAUCACUAUUCGCCUGGACGAAUCGGACGUUCUCUCAGCAUCAAGUUGCCAUGAUGGAGAGUCAGAGCGAUUUGUCUUCACUGGGUCCACCGGCCGCAGAGUGUCCUUCAAUGAAUCUGCACUCUACGAACAGGAGAAAACCACUCAGGACAAAGGACGCAGGUACACUCUGACUGAAGGAGACUUCCACCACCUUAAAAAGGCCAGGCUGACCCACCUUCACCUGCCUCCAGCGCAAUGCGACCUGAAAAUACUCACCAUCAUGGAGUGUGAAUCCACAGAGAGCAGCUCCACCAACAUCAAUGAAAGUGGAGCGUCCAAAUUACCCCUCACCAUCUACCAGCCUGGUGAGAGGAGAGUUUGUGACUGGAUGGGGCAGAGUGUGAGUGGGGGUCUGCCUGGAGAUCCACAUCACUCCAUCAUCCUGGACCAGGGAGGCAGGAAGUCCUCAUCAGCCAUGAAGCCACAGCACACACACUCCCAGACAAUGGAGCCUCUCGGGGACAAAAGGGAGGCUGAGGGCCGCAGUGGACAGACUUCCGUUCUGCAUUUUUUCUCCAAACUCCGGCGUCACGCCAGCCUAGAGGGAGCUGGGCCUUACUUUAGAAGGUGGAAGUUUGACACCAGUCAUAGGGCAGCCAGUCUGGACGCCAAAGGGUCCCCAAAGAGGAAGCCCUUCCAAAGACAAAGGGCAGCGAGUGAAAACACAGACCACACCGAAGAUGACUCUUCUCUCUGUGACGACGCCUUCGAGUCUUUUCCGCACACCCCCAUCCAGACGGUGGGAUUCCAGUCCCUCUCUGCAGAGUCCUUGUCUCACCCUGCAAUAGCUCCCACACCCUCAGUCUUCCUCAAGAGGCUCCAGCUGGAGGCCAUGGUGGAGGUUGGAGAUGGUACCAGCCCCUCCAGGAGGGAGGAACUCCCGAUGCCGUCGCUUCUGAGUCAAAUGGAUAAAGAGGUCACAGCCAAUGGAACAGAACCAGAAAAGGAGACUGUGUUUGGAGCAGAUGUUGAAACAGGAGCAGCAGAAGACGGGCCCAGACCUGCAGAAGGUGAAGACUUCUUUGGAGCAGAACCGGAUGUGGUCUUGCAGGAAGGCUUUGAAGACCAGCUAGGAGGAAAUAAAGACACCGAAGUAGGCAGCAAUGAGGCAGAUGUGAGGAAAUUGAACGGGGGAAAUGCGGAAGACGGAGAUGAGGUGCUGUUAGGAGCAGAGGGCAGGCGGAGAACAGAGUCCUUCACGAGCCUGGAAGCCCCCCCUUCUCUGUAUAGAGACAUUUGGAGUUUGCGUGCCUCCCUGGAGCAAUACGCCUCCUCAGAUCAGAGCAGCACAGACCGAGAGUCCAUCCGAAGCGACGCCGACAGCGUUUCAUCGUUCGGUGGCGCUGGAGCUCGCUCAGGCCUGGACAGCUGCUUGUCCCAAGAACUGGAUGAUGAGCCCGAAGGAGACGGGGAGGCAGAGGGGCUAGAUGGAGCAUCGGGUGUGGACAGUGAGGUGGGAAAUGGAGCUGGAGGAGACAGUGAAGGAGGAAACAGGAAACUCCUUCAAAUGGACAGCGGCUACGCCUCCAUUGAAGCUCCAUCCAGGGCGCCUGAGGACAUGCGCCUGUUUGGGACCCCGGGAGCCCCCCGGGGGAAGACGGCAUCCGAGAGGAGGCUGUUUUUCACCAACUCUGGCAGAAAAGGUUCUGUGUGUGAAAGCGUAGAUGCUCGACUCUUUCAGGAGGAGCUGGAGGACCAGAUAGCCAACACCGCAGAUGGAGAGGAGAUGCUCAAGCAGAGCUCCCUCGUUCCCCAAGAGCCAUAUAAAGUCCUGAAUCCCCUCCAUCCUCGGAAACCUUCAGAAUCCCAGCUGAUGUCUCCACUGAUGAAGUCGAUCCCACAGCCUUCCAGCCCUCACCAAGCUCGUCUCAGGCACCGUGACUACAGCAUCGACGAGAAGACAGACGCUCUUUUUAACGAGUUCCUGCGUCACGACCCUCGCUUCGACCAGCAGGACUCUCCUAUACGCUCCAGACACAGAUCCAGAGUCCACCUCCGCAAACAGUGGCAAAGACACAAGCAAUACAGUGACCCCGGCUCAGCCUCAGGGGGCAGGUACUCUCCAUCUUUGGAGAGGCAAAGGUUCACCCCACUGAGGAGGGGUGACAGUGCGGGAUACCCCCUGGACACCAGAUACCACAGCACUCUAUCCCGCAUAGCGAGUGCAGCAGACGAGGAAGCCAGCGAGGUUGCAGCUUCAGAAGAAGCAGCCAUAGAAAGAGCAGAGAGCAAAGAGCGACCCAGCGAUGGAGCAGAGAGUACGACCAAAAAACCAACGGAAGGAUCAGACCAAAAAAAAACUGAAGACUGUAGAGUCUCCCCGAGCGCAGAGAGACCUCCCAGCACUGCUUCUGCGCCAAUGGGCAUCAUGGACCCAAGAGUGGACAACAGGAACAACAACAGCAGCCAAGCCAUCCUAUCAGAGAGCAGCCUGACAGACAAGUUGGUGGCUUCGGUGGAGGAGAGGCUUUAUGGCGGCCUGCAGGGAGCAGAGAGGCAGGGAGGAUCGGAGCGUGUGCUCACAGCGUCCCACACGGCCUCGCCUGGAUUCAGUCCCACAUAAUCCACCUUCAUUUAUUUAGACUCACCAUCCAUAUUAGUGUAUCUGUCAGGUAGACUCUCCUCUAAUCAGACAUGAUCUACCACUGUGACUCCAUGUGACAUAUGAGCGCCCCUUUUUAUCAUUCCGAACAGCUUUGAAGAUGUAAACACAAAUAUUUUCUGACCUAACUGUGAGUUCUCAGCAUGCUACUGUUGGUCCUGAUAAUAUGUGUGAAUACUGUACAGAUUUACCCUCUAAAAGCACUUUGCCAAUGGUCCAGCUCGUAAACCCCCCCGUCAUACAUCGUAACCCCGCCCCCCAACAUCCUCUGUCAUCAGAAAAGGCCAACCGCGAGUAUGUUUUCGGCAAUAUGAAGAACACAUUAGAUAUUCUGACGAUUCUCCUCCAUAUCAGUCACACUUUUGUGUUCGAGUGAAACUUAAGAGCAUGAAAUGGAAACUGCACUGAAGAUAAAUGUUCUAAAUAUUUUUGGAGAUUUUCUCACUUCUUAUGUUAUUUUUUUGUCAGUAGUGGUCAGUGAAGAGCUGCUGAGUCAUGGUUGGCGAGUGAUGCUUGGAUGAGUCAUGAACCUUUAAAGCUGUCAGAUCAACAAUUCAGUGACGUUUUAGAGAAAAAAAAGCACUGUUAUUUGUAGUGGCGAGAUUUUUGAAGGUCAAGAAGCUUUGAAGACAUGAAACCCAUAUUAAAAAAAUGUUACACUUCCCAGGUUUAAGAAUCCCUCAGAGAUAAGCAUAAAAAAAAGAAAAAAGCAUUUUAUCUGGUUAACUUUAAUUCAUUAAAAGCGAUUUGCACAACUUCUUGUAAUUAUUUCCUAACCUUCAAUUUAAAGCAUUUUCAAUAUUAAUACCUGGAAGUAUCUCACAAAUCUUCUUAAUCAUUUUAUCCAUUACCAUAUUUUUUUGUGCUUCAGAUCUUAAAAGAGAAGAUCUGCUGUCCAGAUGCUGCUUCUACAAACUGCUGCUUGAAUAAAGAGAUGGUGUCAAGUUUCUUAAGGUUGUGUCACGCAGCUGCUAUGUAUAUUUUGCGUGGAUGACAAAUGGUAAUCCGUGGAAAACAUGGGAUAAGUCACGGCCUUUUCGUGAAAUUUGCACAAGGGAAUCACGUCAAAACCAUGGAAGAACGAAUGAACGACGCAAAGAGCACGUAAAUCCACAUAGAACACAAACUGUGCGGGUUAAUACGCACUUCUUUAGUGAUUCAUGCACCAAUUACGUACUUUUCAUGUGAUAUGUGCAGCGUUAACACAAUGCAAGUCAUACAUUGGUGGUGCAUGUGUGAAUAGUCUGCUAGACAUACAUGGAAGGGUUGUGGAAAGCCACAAAUUUGGUUAUGCAUCUUGCAAAAAUCAUGCACAAUUGCGUAAGUUAUGUGAUAACUGCGAAUACACUACGAAAAAUAGGCAUAAAUGGCAUAACUCUCAAUGAAGCAUUAAUGCUGAACAGUUCAAAACCGAAUUCACAUAAAGACGCGUCGGUAAAAACCCUUGAUGGACAUCUGUGCACAACGCCGAAUGACGAACAAGAAUAUAUAUCAUAUUUAUCACGCAUGUAUCACAAAAGACUGAAAAUUCAUACGUGGAAAAUGUACAUAGUGGCUGUGUGACACGUAAUUUAAUGGGGUUAGGUGGGAAAAGGCACUAGAACUAAACUUGCACCAUCUCAAAACAGCUAGAGUCCUCAUUUUUUCUUUGCCUCAAUGCACCAUGAGAGAGAAAUUACUGCAGAAGAUUAUUCAGACAAAAACAUUUUACCAACAAAAAAGGAAAAGCCAAAAAAAAAAGAUCUGCAGACCAGCUCCCUCUUUGAUUUUUUUCUUGUGGAGUGAUGUUUCGUGUGAAACUGUCGGAGAGAUGCGACGUGUCCUCACACACUAAUGCUGCAGCCACCCGUCACCCCUCCAAUCCAGGAGCUUCUCGUUUGAGGGAGAGCCUCCGUGCCGACCUCGCUGACGUAGGAGGCGAUGCUCUCCCUCCCUCCCUCCCUCGCAGCGGUGACUCACCUGCUCUCUGAUCUACUCCCAGGGAGGAGCUGGUGAUGGGUCUGGCAGAGCUCCCAUUGACGGGAUCGGAGCAACAAAGCGUCACUACCAUCC
This is a messenger RNA of Oryzias latipes (Japanese medaka), 5479 nucleotides long. RefSeq names its product CACN subunit beta associated regulatory protein a (gene cbarpa). Gene Ontology annotation, biological process: negative regulation of calcium ion-dependent exocytosis; negative regulation of voltage-gated calcium channel activity. Gene Ontology annotation, molecular function: transmembrane transporter binding. Lineage: Eukaryota; Metazoa; Chordata; Actinopteri; Beloniformes; Adrianichthyidae. The record is from RefSeq and is a predicted model, not a curated record. Gene Ontology annotation, cellular component: secretory granule; plasma membrane.